AUGUGUGUGCGUGCGUGCGUGUGUGACACCAGAAGUAAACGUCCUUGCUUUUCGGGAUUCCAUCGAGUCGCGGCACGGGGACAUUCUACCGCGUUCGACGACUGUGCACGACGUUCCGAUUCUUUUGUUUCCCUCGAACAUGUAUUUCGAGAAAACCAACUCGUUUUCUUUUCCAAAACUCGGAGAGAAUCUCCGGCAAAUGUCGGUGUGAAGAAGAAAAUCAAAAGGACGUCGGACCUGGACACGUUGCUGUGCAGACAGGACCUGGACCGAUUGCAGAAGCUCGACGACGAUGAUCCAGACAAGGACGCGAGGGAAUCCUCGAUGCAGAUGGAGGACUUCUUCGAAGUCGGGGGGCCGGUUUGUCGGCCCCAGGCCAGCUUCGUCUCGUCGAGGAGCCAUCCAGCUGGGAACGACGACGACGUGUUCCUCAGGCCGCCGCUCUGGGAGGACAUCACUUCGAGCAUCCAGAAGCUCGAUCCCGAGAACGCGGACAUGCUUGGCUCGCAGUCGCACGUCAAAAUGGAGACGGACGACGUGACGUCGCCGGUAUUGUCGCCGGUCGAGAUUAAAACCGAGCCGUUGCCGCCGCCCCCGACGUUGCAUCUCCUCGAGGGACCCGCCCCGAAUACGGUGCAACAGUUCGCGAACGGUCACGCGAAUCCGUCGUCGAACGGUCCCCGUGUCGUUCAUCACAGGACAUCGACUCCUGCUUUCAAGACUUUUCCCUCGAACAACAAUAACAAUACCAGCAACAACAACAAUAAUAACAAUAGUAAUAACCAAAACAGCAGUAGCAACAUCAUCAAUCCCACAAGUAUCACCAAUAACAACAACAACAGCAAUACCGGUAGCAAUAACAACAGCAACAGUAAUACUGGAACGAACAACAGCAACGAUUCGUCGUCGAAUCACGUUGGUGUUGGGAAUCAAGUCGGCGGUAACUCGUCGUCGCCGUUGUACGGCUCGAUGACAAGGCUGAUGUACAUUUCACCGUUGACGCCGCCGAUCUCCGAUCCCGGCUCGCCGAUCGGCGCUCCACCGAGGCGGACACCGCCCCCGCCCUAUCCCCAACCGUCCAUUAUGAAUCCCGCUCAUAGGAUUCAGCAUCCAGGCAUCACCACCAAAUUCAACCGGCGGAACAAUCCUGAGCUCGAGAAACGACGCGUCCACCACUGUGAUUUCAUAGGUUGUACGAAGGUCUACACGAAGAGUUCCCAUCUGAAGGCGCACCAACGGAUACACACAGGCGAAAAACCGUACCAGUGUCAGUGGCCGGAAUGCGAAUGGCGGUUUGCCAGAAGCGACGAAUUGACCCGUCACUAUCGAAAGCACACGGGCGCGAAGCCGUUCAAGUGCGCCGUGUGCGAGCGAUCGUUCGCGAGGAGCGACCACCUCGCCCUCCAUAUGAAGCGGCAUCUACCGAAGCAACACGCCAAGUGACCGCGUGACCGCUCGUCGAACUCACCGACGUCGAACGCUACCACCUCGAAGGAUCCUUCCGUCCGUUUCGGCGAAAUGGAGACCAACGGACGGCCUGUAACCGAUCGAUUAUUCGCCCUCGAUUCGAUACUGUCCGAAUAGUCUCGCCCCUGACAUCCGUUGUCAAACGAUGCACGAUUGUCGAAAGUUGGAUCGCGCGUGGGGAAGAUCGUCGGAAUGAAUAUCCACCCCGUCGGAUUCGUUAUUUUCGCUCGAACUCGAAGCGUAUUUUUCCGACGUAACCUCUGCGCAUUCGCGUUCGCAUGCACAGUGAGACACGGUCUAUAAACGAAUAUAAUCGUUUGUCGAUACGAUCCUAGUGGCUGGACCACUAAUGAACGAGCGCUCCCCCACAGAUGAAUGCACACAGUUCGCGAUUUUGUGUUUUUGCUGCCUGUAUACAUCGAGGAAAAAGGCUGCAACUCGGAAUGUGUACGACGCGUCAAGGUCAAGGUUCGAGAUUCUCUCGAGACUCUCGGUGAUACGAGAAGAGACACCAAUCGAGUGACCGUAGUUGAAUGAAAUGCCGACUCGUUUUUCGUAUAUGUUUAGUGAUCUGUAUUUAUGACGAAGUACGCGAACGUGUGAACGUUAGUGAUCGCUGUACCGUUUUAAGAUGUUUUGCGCGGCAGUUGUAAUUUAGGAGAAUAUUUAUCCGAGGAAAACGUUCCGUGAAUUCCAGCUGUAAAUUCGCCAAUCAUGUGCAUACGACGCGCCGCGUUUACACGAACGA
This is a messenger RNA of Dufourea novaeangliae, 2215 nucleotides long. RefSeq names its product Krueppel-like factor 8. Gene Ontology annotation, biological process: regulation of transcription by RNA polymerase II. The coding region runs from base 1 to 1443 and encodes 480 amino acids. The transcript has 4 exons. NCBI's taxonomy places the organism in Eukaryota, Metazoa, Arthropoda, Insecta, Hymenoptera, Halictidae. The record is from RefSeq and is a predicted model, not a curated record. Gene Ontology annotation, molecular function: DNA-binding transcription factor activity, RNA polymerase II-specific; RNA polymerase II cis-regulatory region sequence-specific DNA binding.